This is a messenger RNA of Cuscuta campestris, 1534 nucleotides long. Lineage: Eukaryota; Viridiplantae; Streptophyta; Magnoliopsida; Solanales; Convolvulaceae. The record is from the annotation of a GenBank genome assembly.
GUACAUCGUCACUCACAUUUCCCGCCCAAUCGCCAGCUGGCACUCCUCAAACUCGGCUAACUGCACUCGCUCCCCAUAUAUCCUCUCAUUACGCCCCCCACAACCUUCGGUUCAUUUCUCUGCCUUUUGCAGUUAAUCAUCUCUCUCUCUCGAGAACCUUCUGAGAUCUUUCCAUGGAAGAGGUUACCAAUGAACAGUCAUCUGCUUCCGCCGGCGCUAAGCGAUCGUCCUCCAGGCUGCUUAGGUAUCCGCUGAGAUCCGCUGGAAAGGCCAAAGAGGAAAAGCCUCAAUCAGCCGGUUCAUCCAGCCUGCAUGCCCCCAGAAGGGGAAAGGCUUCCCCAUCGGAUAGCAAGAGUGUGAGUGUCCUUGAUCUCAACAAUGGCUGCAAGGACAAACCUGCAAAGCCUCCAAGAAGAAUGUCUAUUCCCUCCAAGUCAACUGCUAGUCCUGCUUCUUCAGUCCAAGUGGGAAACAUUACUCCAAUUUCUGAGGCUGUUAGAUCAAAAAGGUCUAAUGCUCGUAGUAAUGAAGGGAGAAGUGAUACCCCACUCUCCGAUGUUUCCAGGUCUUUAACCAGAAGGAAGUUCAGUGUUUUAUCUUCGGCAUCAUACUGGCUAACUCAGAUCAAGCUUUCUGAAUCUGCUGCAAAACACUCCAUUUCCCUUGGUUUAUUCAAACUUGGUUUGGAAGCCAGAUGUGAGCCUCUUCAGCGAAUGAGGGAUGAGCUUAAAGCAUAUGCACAACGGCAUAAUCUUGUUGAAGUCGGAGAAGAGCCUGUGAAGCAAUUGUUCGAAUGCUAUAACAUCUUACCAGACUUUGAGCAAUUGCAAGUAUCUCAGACUUGUUCGCAUGUGCCCGAGGAGGGAAACCAAUCUGUGGAUGAUGAAAUACACAGCUCCUCACCUGUGGUGGGCUCUGAGAAACUGGGGACGCCAAAACCGACCCCCUCCACUAAAGAGCCUGCUGAAGAGCAAGCAAAAAAUGAACUAAAGUUGAAAAGUGAUGCUCCCUCAACCAAGAAGCAGCCAAUGCCAACCAAGAAAGAACCAGGCGUAGCCAAUGGACGCAACAACGUGCAAAAGAAGAACCAAAAGCCUAUUAAGAAAGAAGCUAUUAAGGAUGAGGUGAAAUUGCAGGGAAAGAAGACUGUGAAUGAAGAAGAGCCAAUUGAAGUUCCUGCUCCAGUGAAAGUGCAUGAGGAGAACAAAGAAAACACGGAUUCUCUUCAAGCAGAAGAGAUUGGCUGCCGGGUUGAAUAGUGGCAAUGACUAAUGGAAUGUUUGUUCGGUCAUUUUCCUUCGUCUUAGCUAACUCAUAUGAAAACCAUACCUUGUGAUCAGAUUUGGUGUUUAUUUACUUUGUGGCAAGUCUGGUUUGCUUUGUUACCCAUUAUGUUAUAUAUACAGUUCUGUGCUUUUACAGAGUAUGCCAAAACUUAUACUCCCUAUAAUAUCAUCCUAUAUUUUUAAAAUAUUUGCUUAAGCUUUCUCUGAAAAGUGGAGUCUUUAGGUUGCAAGCCCUGUGAGGGAGAUUA